UGUUAAGAAACAUGGUUGUGUAAGCCGCUGUCAUAAGGCGUCACUGACAGCAUCCUCGGCGCUGGACUUCUUCUUGUUUUGUGGUCAUUAAGGAAGCAAACAUGUUACUAACUUUGAUAAGGACGACGAUAUUGAACGGUUGUAGACGAGCCGGAGUGGCAAAUCAACACAGUAACAGUGCACAAGUACGUCACUGGCUGACGAGAAGGGGCCACAGCACCAUCACAGCCGAGGCAGGAGCUUCAUCCUCCCCAGCAGCAGCAGUUUGUGUCCCCAAUGCAGCCACAAACAGGAUAGUAGGUCGCUGGUUACUUGGUUGUAGUGGCCUGGUGGUGGGUGCUGUUGUCCUCGGUGGCGUCACGAGACUAACAGAAUCCGGCCUGUCCAUGGUGGACUGGCACCUGGUGAGAGAGAUGAAACCCCCUCAGUCGCAGGCAGAGUGGGAGGCUGAGUUCUCAAAGUACCAACAGUUUCCUGAGUUUAAGAUAAUGAAUCACGGCAUGACUCUGCCCGAGUUCAAGUUCAUCUUCUACAUGGAGUGGGGUCAUCGUAUGUGGGGCAGGCUGGUGGGACUGGCCUACAUUCUCCCCACUGUGUACUUCUGGAGGAAAGGCUACUUCACUCGCUCCAUGAAGGGCAAAGUGAUGGGCCUUUGUGGAUUCGUCUUCUUCCAGGGUUUGUUGGGUUGGUACAUGGUCAAAAGCGGUCUGGAGGAGAAGCCAGAGUCCCACGACAUCCCGAGGGUCAGCCAGUAUCGACUGAGUGCUCACCUUGGUUCUGCUUUGCUCCUUUACUGUGCCAGUCUGUGGACCGGACUCACGCUCAUGCUGCCUGCACACAAGUUGGCAGAAACCAAACGUCUCGUGCAGCUUCGGAGGUUUGCCAAAGGCACGGGUGGGCUUGUCUUCCUCACAGCUCUUUCAGGUGCUUUUGUGGCUGGAUUGGACGCGGGCCUGGUGUACAACUCGUUCCCUAAAAUGGGAGAACGCUGGAUCCCUGACGACCUGCUGGCCUUUUCUCCCACCCUGAAGAACUUCUUUGAAAACCCUACAACUGUUCAGUUUGACCACAGGAUCUUGGCAGUCACCUCUUUGACCGCCAUCACUGGGCUCUAUUUGUUCUCCAGAAGGAUGGUGCUGCCCAGGAGAGCUAAGAUAGCCAUCAGCCUCCUGGCAGCAAUGGCUUACGGACAGGUUGCACUGGGAAUCAGCACCUUGUUACUGUACGUGCCCACUUCGCUCGCAGCCACCCACCAGUCUGGAUCUGUGGCACUUCUAUCGCUGGCCAUCUGGGUUCUGGCCGAGCUCAGAAAGAUGCCCAAAUAAUGAUGGACAUGUUUCAUCCAUGUGGAGCCAGAGGAUGUCGCACCACCGCUGCUGCGCCUCCCUUGAAGCCCUGCUGGUCCGCAACACACUAUGAAAACCUGCUAAUUCAUAGAAUUUUUACUUCUUUUUUUUUUUCCUAAAAGUGGAAGAACCUGCUAUCGCGACAUGACUUUGGGGAUGACAACAAGUGGACAAAGACGGCCUGCAGUCUACUCAGGGUUAUUUUAAAGGCUAGAACCACUUGGACUUGUUGGCAAUGAUCCUACCAGAAUCCCAUGAAUGGGGGAGGGGAGGGGCGGGGAUAAUCUUCCGUAUGCAUGACGAAGGUCAUUCCUGUUGCACAUGCACGCGCUCAAAGGGCGAGGCACCUGUGGAUGGCCAGGAAACAUCAGACGGACAAGCAGACUUUGGAGCGCCUCGCUAAAUAACGAUAUAAGUGACAUCAUCAUGCGACACUGAAAUCAGUUCCCAUCCGAAAACGUGUUUGAGCCUCCCACUUGUUCAUCAGAAACGUCCUUCCGGCUGCAUCAGGAUCAUAUGGAUCUAGGGUAGAGGUCCAUCAGGAAGAGGAAGAAAACAAGAGGUGGCUGCUUGCCUUCUGCCAAGUGUUCUGUCACACACUGAAGUCUUCCACUGAUGCUUCACGGGGGCGGGGGCUGUUGCUUCCCUCUCGCUUUGAAUCCAGAGAAGGUCCACACGCACACACAAACACACACUCACUAACUGUGUCUUUCCACCCCCCACCCAGUCCUCGGGACCAGCACCUUCCCUGGUCCUCCUCUUCCUUAGAUGACGUUGUCAAACAACUGCAUGGACUGCAUGAUGUUCUCAUCCUGGAGACACAGGACAGUCCGGUAUGAAGCCAAGUGGAUCUUACACAUUUACAUCAUGUUCACCUUCUUUUACUUGUGGUUUAGCAUUCACUCCAGAUUUAUUUGCUCUGCUUUAAUAUGCAAAUAAUCAGAUUUUUAAUGGUAACUUAACCCUCUGGGGACAUUAUUUUUUUAUUAUUUCAAAGCCAAACAGGACAUAAAAGUCUGUACAGUUUGCAUUAACAUUUUGGAUUUUUUCUUGAUAAUUUCUCCAUUUCAGUCCUAAACCAAAAUAUCAAACGUCUAGCAUUUUUUUGUUUUUUAAACGUUUGUUUUAAAGGUCGUUUGAUCAACUAAUGGCACACGUUUGAAUGAGUAAAAUCACUCAUGUUAUGCAAAUUUAUACUCAUUGAAAAUUGUGACAAUAUUUUAUCAAAAGUCUUUCAAAGGGGUCAAAU
This is a messenger RNA of Entelurus aequoreus (snake pipefish), 2595 nucleotides long. RefSeq names its product cytochrome c oxidase assembly protein COX15 homolog (gene cox15). The transcript is spliced from 10 exons. The coding region runs from base 102 to 1325 and encodes 407 amino acids. The record is from RefSeq and is a predicted model, not a curated record. Gene Ontology annotation, cellular component: mitochondrial inner membrane. Lineage: Eukaryota; Metazoa; Chordata; Actinopteri; Syngnathiformes; Syngnathidae. Gene Ontology annotation, biological process: heme A biosynthetic process. Gene Ontology annotation, molecular function: oxidoreductase activity, acting on NAD(P)H, heme protein as acceptor.